GGGGCGGGGCCUCGUUAAGCCCCGCCCCGCCCUGCCUGAUCACGACAGCCUCUCGUAGAAAUGAUUCUGACUCCGGAUGACUUUUCUUUCUCUCUGCAGAGCGGAAGGACCGGAGCCGUUCCCUGACGCAGGUCUGUCCACACUGUUCGUGGAGGGGGAGACACGGCAACCGUAGCACUUACCUGUCCGCGUGGCAUGUGACAAGUGAGCGCGCGGCUUUGUCAGCGAAGGACUCGGAAAGCAGGUCGUUGAGAAGCGGCUGGACCUGUAGAGGGGACACAGAGUCUCCGGAGGGUCUCGGACUCGGAGAUGGAGAGACUGUGCGGACCUGAGCGUCCCUUUUGGGUAGCCAAUCAGACGCUCCACACAGAUCGGCCCGACCUUCCAGAGUGUUUCCAGCUUUCUGUCCUGUCAUGGCUGCCGUGCAUCUACCUGUGGGCUGUCAGUCCCAUCUACAUCUUCUAUCUGAAGAGGAACAACAGAGGCUACAUCAUGAUGUCCAUAAUGAACAGAUUCAAAACAGUGUUUGGUUUGUUGUUGUGGAUUGUGUGCUGGACAGAUCUCUUCUACACAUUCCACGAGCUGCGGCAGGGGCACAGCCAGCCGCCAAUUUACUUCAUCACCCCGCUGGUUCUUGGCAUGACCAUGCUGUUGGCCACGUUUCUGAUCCAGUUUGAGAGGUUACGCGGGGUUCAGUCCUCAGGGGUCCUCUUCAUCUUCUGGUUCCUGUCUGUGCUGUGUGCCAUCGUGCCUUUCCGCUCCAAGAUCCUGCAGGCCUCCAGCCUGAACGAAGUGACCGACAAGCUGCGGUUCACCACGUUUUAUUUCUACUUCGCCCUGGUGGUCUGCGAGCUGAUCCUCUGCUGCUUCAAUGAGAAACCCCCUCUCUUCUCCAAUGUUGUCACAGAUCCCAAUCCCUGCCCUGAAACCACUGCAGGUUUUCUCUCCACUGUAACGUUUUGGUGGUUCACGAGUCUGGCCAUGAAAGGAUACAAAAUGCCUCUGGAAGCCAAAGACCUGUGGUCGCUGAAUAAACGCGACAGCUCCAAGGUGAUGGUGCCCAGACUUCUCAAGGAGUGGGACAAGGAGCAGACCAAAGCCAAGAGUGAUCCGACUCUUUCCAGCCACGCUCUGUACUCCAAACCUCCGCCGUCGACCACCAACCACGUGGUAGGAGGUGAGAGCAGCCCGGAGGAAGUAGAAGUGCUGCUGUCUAAUCAGAAAGCUGCCCCUCAUCAGCCGUCCUUCCUGCGAUCGAUCAUCAAAGCCUUCGGACCGUACUUUCUGAUUGGUUCGGCCUUCAAGUUCCUGCAGGAUGUCAUCACCUUUGUGAACCCUCAGCUGCUCAGGAUGCUGAUCUCAUUCACCAAACAGAAGGGUGUUCCUGAUUGGUGGGGCUACUCCCUGGCCUUUCUCAUGUUUUUCACAGCCGUCCUGCAGACGCUCAUCCUCCAUCGUCACUUUCAGUACUGUUUUGUCACCGGCAUGAAUGUACGCACAGCCAUCAUAGGUGCCAUCUACAGGAAGGCACUGGUGAUAACAAACGCAGCCAAGCGUUCGUCCACAGUGGGCGAGGUGGUGAACCUGAUGUCUGUGGACGCACAGAGAUUCAUGGACCUCACCACCUUCCUCAACAUGCUGUGGUCUGCUCCUCUUCAGAUCAUGCUGGCUUUGUAUUUCCUCUGGCAGAACCUGGGUCCGUCUGUGCUGGCCGGUGUAGCCGUCAUGAUAAUGCUGAUCCCUUUCAAUGCUGUCAUCGCCAUGAAGACGAGAGCGUACCAGGUGGAGCAGAUGCAGUACAAAGACGCUCGCAUCAAGCUGAUGAAUGAGAUCCUGAACGGCAUCAAAGUCCUGAAGCUGUACGCCUGGGAGAACUCUUUCAAAGAAAAGGUCCUGGCAAUCCGACAGAAGGAGCUCAACGUUCUGCGCAAGACGGCCUACCUGGGAGCGCUCUCCACCAUGGCCUGGACCAGUGCUCCUUUCCUGGUUGCCAUGACCACGUUCGCUGUGUACGUGACUGUUGAUGAGAACAACAUCCUGGAUGCUGAGAAGGCCUUUGUGUCGCUCUCACUUUUUAACAUCCUCAGGUUCCCUCUCAACAUGCUCCCCCAGGUCAUCAGCAGUCUGGUUCAGGCCAGCGUCUCUUUGAAGAGAAUCCAAAAUUUCCUGAGUCAUGAUGAGCUGGACCCAAAUUCAGUGGACAGAAAGAACACAGCCACAGACUUCUCAGUGACAGUCAUUAAUGGGAAAUUCACCUGGGCCAAAGAGGAUCCUCCAGUUCUGCACAAUAUUAAUGUCAUGGUGCCUCAGGGCUCCCUGCUCGCUGUGGUCGGUCAUGUUGGCUGUGGGAAGUCCUCCCUGAUCUCCGCUCUGCUUGGUGAAAUGGAGAAACUAGAGGGAGAGGUUUCUAUUCGGGGAUCAGUGGCAUACGUACCACAGCAGGCCUGGAUCCAGAACGCCACCCUGCGGGACAACAUCCUGUUUGGAAGGCCCUUCAAUGAGCAGAAGUACUGCUGUGUCAUGAACGCCUGUGCCUUAACUCCUGACCUGGAAGUGCUGCCUGGAGGAGACAUGACAGAGAUAGGAGAAAAGGGCAUCAACCUCUCUGGUGGGCAGCGACAGAGGGUGAGCCUGGCCCGAGCUCUGUACAGCGAUGCUGAUGUUUACCUUCUGGACGACCCGCUGUCUGCUGUGGAUGCUCAUGUGGCCAAACACAUAUUUGACAACCUCAUUGGGCCGGAAGGUGUGCUAAAGGGCAAGACACGUAUUCUGGUGACACAUGGCAUCAGCUUCCUGCCUCAGGUGGACAACAUAAUGGUGAUGGUGGAUGGCAGGGUGUCAGAGAUGGGCUCCCACCAGGAGCUGCUCAAGCAGAACGGAGCCUUUGCAGAGUUUCUCAGGAACUACGCCCUGGAGGAUGUCAUAGAAGACGAGGCCACCGAGGAUAUAUUAGAAGAAGAGGAGAUGUUUCCUGAGGACGCCCUCAGCAACCACACAGACAUGGUGGACAAUGAGCCAGUGAUAAACGAAGCCAAGAGGAAGUUCAUCAGGCAGAUCAGCGUGGUCUCAGCAGACGGAGAGAACCCCAGAUGCCGCUCAGUGAGAAGGCAACCCUGCAACCAGAGGAAACAGUGCGAGCUGCAAGAGAAGAAGAAAAAUGAAGGGGAGAAGCUCAUCCAGGCCGAGACCUCAGAAACAGGCAGGGUGAAAUCAAAGGUGUACCUGGAGUACGCUAAGGCUGUGGGACCUCUGCUGUCAGUGUUCAUCUGCUUCUUGUACUGCUGUCAGAGCGCCGCAGCCAUCGGAGCCAACGUGUGGCUCAGCGAGUGGACCAAUGACGCCUCGAGAAAUAAAACUCAGGAAAAUGUUCAUAUGAGGGUGGGGGUGUACGCGGCGUUGGGCAUUGCACAAGGUGCGCUGUUGUUGGUAAACUGCCUGUUGUGCCGGGGCUACAGUAUGCUGCGGGCAGCCAAGCUCAUGCACCGCAACAUGCUCCAGGGGGUCCUGCGAGCUCCGCAGACCUUCUUCGAGAGCACCCCCACUGGGCGGUUACUAAACCGCUUCAGCAAAGACGUGGAUGCUAUAGACUCCCACAUCCCAGACAAUAUUGACAUAUGGAUGCGCACUUUCUGGUACACACUGAAUGUGCUGCUCAUAUGCUCUGCCCUCACCCCAAUGUUCCUCUUAGUCAUAGCCCCAUUAAUGGUGUUCUAUUGGUGGGUUCAGAGAUUUUAUGUUGCCACGUCUCGGCAGCUAAAGCGUCUGGAGUCAGUCAGCCGCUCUCCCAUAUACUCCCAUUUCUCUGAGACCAUCACUGGCUCUAGUGUAAUCCGAGCCUAUGGCAGACACUCUGCCUUUGUUCUGAUGAGUGAUAUAAAAGUGGAUGAGAACCAAAAGAGUUACUACCCUGGUAUAGUGUCCAACAGGUGGCUCGGUGUGCGGAUCGAGUUCAUCGGGAACUGCAUCGUGUUGUUUGCUGCUUUGUUUGCUGUGACGGGAAAGGAGCGACUGAACCCCGGUCUUGUGGGUCUGUCAGUGUCCUACGCUCUACAGGUCACCAUGUCCCUGAACUGGAUGGUACGGAUGUGUUCAGACCUGGAGAACAACAUCGUAGCAGUGGAGAGAGUGAAGGAGUACUCUGAAACCAAGACAGAGGCCCCGUGGGAGGUGGAGGACAAGAAGCCCCCGCCCGAAUGGCCCAUGAGGGGGAAUGUGGAGUUCUCUGACUACAGCGUUCGAUACAGAGAGGGACUGGACCUGGUCCUAAAGAAGCUCUCGUUGAAUGUCACAGGAGGGGAGAAGAUCGGUAUCGUGGGUCGCACAGGAGCCGGCAAGUCCUCCAUGACGCUCUGCCUCUUCCGAAUACUUGAAGCUGCUGGUGGAGAGAUCACCAUCGACGAGGUGAAGAUAUCUGAGAUCGGCCUGCAUGACCUGAGGUCCAAACUCACCAUCAUUCCACAGGAGCCGGUCCUGUUCUCGGGAACACUGAGGAUGAACCUGGACCCCUUUGAGAAGUACAGUGAUGAAGAGGUGUGGAAAGCUCUGGAUCAUUCUCACCUUCACAAGUUUGUGAGCAACCAGCAGGCCAAGCUAGAGCUGGAGUGUUCGGAGGGGGGUGAGAACCUCAGCGUGGGCCAGAGGCAGCUGGUGUGUUUGGCUCGAGCUCUCUUGAGGAAGACGAGGAUCCUCAUCCUGGAUGAAGCUACAGCUGCUAUUGACCUGGAGACAGAUGACCUCAUUCAGUCCACUAUCCGGACCCAGUUUGAGGACAGCACUGUCUUCACCAUCGCUCACAGGCUCAACACAAUCAUGGAUUAUACAAGAGUGCUGGUGUUGGACAAAGGACAGAUAGCAGAGUUUGAUACUCCAGCAAACCUCAUAUCCCAGAGAGGAAUCUUCUACAGCAUGGCUAAAGACGCUGGACUGAUACAGUAGAACCGCCUUCUGUUCACAUGUUACAAACCAGCCUUGAGGAUUAGCUCGGUUCAGUCUGCGUGUCAGAGCUGGCAGUGGAACUGAGGUUUUUCAGGGCGCUUACUGCUGGUUCUGAAACAGCCUGGACUCCUUUGCAGACUUGGAUCAACUAGUCUGAACCCACAACAGCACAUCUCCUGCACUUAUCCUCUGUGAUUGUCUGAAGUUUCUAGCACUGACCGUUUUGUCUCGUGUGGCAAACAACAACCUUUUUACAUCCGUAUAAAAACACAAAAACAAGCCAUAAGUGCGAGAACUAGUUGAUCCAACUCUGCGUUUUAGUGCCUUCUGCCAGUGGGAUGAAGAAAGCCAGUGAAUGUAUCAUUUUGUAAUCAGCUGUCUGCUGGAAAAAAACAACAUUAAGAAAAGGAGGAACUUUUUUAUUUUAUUUUUUCUACAAAGAAAAAUACUGUGCCACUGUACUUUCCUCAUCAGAAAAAAAAACAUCCUUUGUGAUAAACCCACUUAUUUUUGUACUGUACCAUUAUUUAAGCUACUUUUUAAAGAACUGUUUCUUUUAGGGAAGUUUGCUCAGUUAAAUAUGUGAUUAUUUUGUGAACCAAAUCUAUAAAAACUUGAAUUCUGUACCACCAAAAUAUGAUAUAUGAUGCCUUUAUUAAAAAAAGGAAGACCAA
Messenger RNA from Notolabrus celidotus (New Zealand spotty), 5609 nucleotides. RefSeq names its product ATP-binding cassette, sub-family C (CFTR/MRP), member 3 (gene abcc3). The transcript has 31 exons. The record is from RefSeq and is a predicted model, not a curated record. The coding region runs from base 310 to 4935 and encodes 1541 amino acids. Lineage: Eukaryota; Metazoa; Chordata; Actinopteri; Labriformes; Labridae. Gene Ontology annotation, biological process: transmembrane transport. Gene Ontology annotation, cellular component: membrane. Gene Ontology annotation, molecular function: ABC-type transporter activity; ATP binding; ATP hydrolysis activity.